Candoia aspera is the source of this 1649-nucleotide messenger RNA. Its product is annotated as lanosterol 14-alpha demethylase. Bases 47 to 1564 code for a protein of 505 amino acids. Lineage: Eukaryota; Metazoa; Chordata; Lepidosauria; Squamata; Candoiidae. The transcript is spliced from 10 exons. The record is from RefSeq and is a predicted model, not a curated record. Gene Ontology annotation, molecular function: iron ion binding; monooxygenase activity; oxidoreductase activity, acting on paired donors, with incorporation or reduction of molecular oxygen.
CCGCUCUGGGUGGCUGCGCGGCGCGUUCCCCGCGACCGACGAAGGCAUGGCGGAGCUGAGCUGGUUCGAAGCGGGCGGCUCUCUGCUGGAGCGGGUCGCUGCCGGCAGCCCGCUCUCCCUGCUUUUGGCCGCUUCUGCUUUUGCUCUGAGCUUGGGCUACUUGUUACAGCUCGGCUCUCGCCAACAGCGACAGUCCAGUAGCGGCCAGAAGUAUCCACCUUACAUUCCGUCAAAUAUCCCUUUUUUGGGACAUGCAAUUGCAUUUGGAAGAAAUCCUAUCCAAUUUUUAGAAGAUGCCUAUGAAAAGUAUGGGCCUGUAUUUAGCUUCACUAUGGUGGGAAAGACCUUCACCUACCUCCUGGGCAGUGAUGCAGCUGCUCUCUUGUUCAAUAGUAAAAAUGAAGAGUUGAAUGCAGAAGAAGUAUAUUCACGGCUAACCACUCCUGUCUUUGGCAAGGGAGUAGCUUAUGAUGUACCCAAUGUAGUAUUUUUGGAACAGAAGAAGAUGCUAAAAACUGGUCUGAAUAUAAGUCAAUUUAAACAUCAUGUAUCAAUAAUUGAGAAAGAGACUAUAGAAUACUUUAAAACUUGGGGAGAUAAAGGAAAAAGAAAUUUGUUUGAAGCAUUUUCAGAACUAAUCAUUUUGACAGCCAGCCACUGUUUACAUGGGAAGGAAAUAAGAAGCAUUCUCAAUGAGAAAGUAGCACAGCUCUACGCCGAUUUGGAUGGGGGAUUUACUCAUGCUGCGUGGCUCCUACCGGGGUGGCUGCCUUUGCCCAGCUUCAGAUGCAGAGACAGAGCCCAUAGUAAAAUAAAAGCUAUUUUCUAUGAAGUAAUUCAGACGCGACGAGAGUCUUCAACAAGAGAGGAUGACAUGCUGCAAACACUGCUGAAUGCUACUUACAAAGAUGGUCGCCCUCUAACAGAUGAUGAAAUUGCUGGGAUGCUUAUUGGAUUGCUCUUAGCAGGCCAGCAUACAUCUUCAACCACUAGCACUUGGCUUGGCUUCUUUUUGGCCAGAGAUAAAUCAAUACAGGAACAGUGUUAUGAGGAACAAAAAACUGUGUGUGGAGAAGAUUUACCUCCAUUGAACUAUGAUCAGCUCAAGGAUUUGGAUUUGCUGGAUCGUUGCUUGAAAGAAACAUUAAGACUUAGACCACCUAUAAUGACCAUGAUGAGGAUGGCUAAAACUCCCCAAACUGUUUCUGGUUAUACAAUUCCACCCGGUCAUCAAGUUUGUGUAUCUCCUACUAUCAAUCACAGACUUAAAGACUGUUGGGUGGAAAAUUUAAAAUUCAAACCAGACCGUUAUCUUCAAGAUAAUCCUGCAGCUGCGAAAAAGUUCUCAUUUGUGCCAUUUGGUGCUGGUCGUCAUCGUUGUAUUGGAGAGAACUUUGCAUAUAUUCAGAUUAAAACAAUUUGGUCAACACUUCUGCGUUUAUAUGAAUUUGAUUUAGUGGAUGGAUACUUCCCUACCAUAAAUUAUACAACUAUGAUCCAUACACCUACAAAUCCAUUAAUUAUAUACAAAAGGAGAUCACAAAAUAAGACACAUACAUUGUAGAGAAACUCUUCUAGACCAGCUAAAGAAGAGGUUGAUCAUUGCCUGUAAUGUAAUUUGUAAAGAAAUUUGAAAUUUUGUGCUACAA